AUGCGAGGAAAAGGGCGAAUAAGCGAGGGUAAAAAAAAAUUCUCGCUUUGUCGACUUCUUGUGGCCCGGAAGUUGAGAUAUUUAAAUGGAUGUUUUCCUGUGAAAGAUUUGAUAAAGACUGUAUACGUUGGAGGAUUUAAUAAUAUAAAUAAUAAAACUCAGAUUAUAGCGGACGUCGAUAUGAACUUUUGUUUAUUUAAAUGUUUCGAAGACAUAACUUGUAAUUAUGUGUUGAUGUGUUCCAGUCCUAUUAAACAAUGUUUUCUUCUUUCUGGUGAUAUUGACGAGCAGCACUCGACUGACGCUGAAUAUGACGACUGCUACAAAAUGAAUAUAGAAAGGUGUUAUAAUUGUGGGAUUUAUUUUAAUAACAUUUGUCAAUGUAUCGGUAAUUAUACUAGUGAUAAAUGUCAAUGUAAUUCCGGGAAUUUGUGGUCACUGAUAUUGUCUGUGCUGUCCAAUAGUUCAGUGGAUUACGGGACAGGACAAGAGCUUUACAACUCGGUUAAUGCUGGUAAUGGUUUAAAAGUUAGUAUUAUCAAUGGAAAUCCAGAAUACACUACUAUCUACAGCAUAGAACACUCUGGUGCUUCGGUAUCAAACAAUAUUUGGGCAAUUACAAUAGAAAAUGUUAAACUCAAUCAUCUGAAUACAACUGAUAGUUUCUUAGCACGGCACAGACUUGAAAUAAGCUCAGCACAACCAUACGCUUCUGAAUGGUCUAUGACUUUCAAUGACAGAAAAGAAAGCGUUGUAUAUUUUGAGAACUUUGCGAUAAAAUGGUUCCAGGAGAAUAAAAUUGGAUCAUCUCCUUGCUUAGAAAUGAAAAAUGGCAAUGUAAUAAUAGGGUCCAUGACUAAUUGUCUAAAAGAUAUAAACAAAGGAGCGGACAUGUAUCUCAAUGAGGAGAAACGCACAAAUACUAAAGCAACAUCGGUUUUGUCUACUGCGACUUAUUUGAUAUUUUUGGACGAUUUUAAUCUAAUUGAGGGUAUUAUGAUUCGUCGUAUGGUAUCUACAUCUGGUUUAAUAGUAUCUGUAUCUCACAUCUUGGAACAAACCUCAACUAACAUUUCAACCAUUGAAACAGGCGGAACAAGGUGGUAUGUUGAAAGUAGACAAACGUGGGAGAAGAUACUGACGUUUGAUGGGUCGAGAGAUGUGGUAUAUGGUUCGAAAGAUCAAGUUUAUGAUGCAGCUGUUAAUGGAUCAGGGUUUAGAAUCGUUAUAGAACACAGUGAAUCUGUUUAUCGAUAUGCUCCCAUAGACAUUGUACAUGUUUAUAACACAACAUUUGUAGUUCUAGAAACAGGAAUAAUAUCAUCUAUUGAGUUUGAUGGUGAUGAAUACAGGUCAUUUCAAUGGGAUGGUUUCUUAUCAACAAAUGGUGUUUAUGAAACAGUGAAGUGGACAACUGGCUCUGAUCUUUUACAAUGUAGAACCAUAGUAAAUUACAAUAGACUUGAUGUAUUUAUUCAGAAUUAA
Molecule: messenger RNA, 1485 nt
Organism: Lottia gigantea (owl limpet)
Lineage: Eukaryota; Metazoa; Mollusca; Gastropoda; Lottiidae
Exons: 5
Coding region: 1-1485 (494 amino acids)
Source: RefSeq, a predicted model, not a curated record